Onychostoma macrolepis is the source of this 3530-nucleotide messenger RNA. RefSeq names its product coiled-coil domain containing 92Bb (gene ccdc92bb). Lineage: Eukaryota; Metazoa; Chordata; Actinopteri; Cypriniformes; Cyprinidae. The record is from RefSeq and is a predicted model, not a curated record. The transcript is spliced from 4 exons. Bases 834 to 1754 code for a protein of 306 amino acids.
AAAUCUAAACAGGGGCCAGAACUGGAUAGGGUGCUAUAAACAAUUCAAGCACAUUUGAUUAAGUAGAGAGAAAACGCUCCCUAGAGUGUGAAUGUCCUCACUGUUUUUGUUCAGUCCUGCACAUAUGAGAAUUCUAUGGCUAUGUAUAGAAUUUCUGCUUGUGACGUCAUACAGAGUUAUAAAGAUUGUGUUUGUAAUAUAGCCUUUGAUCCUAAUUAUAUCAUGCUGUCAUCUCAAUGAAAGUGACGGCAUUAAUUUGUCAUAAUGAUAUCCGCUGCAGGAAUCAGAGUCUCUACACAACUGCAAAAUUAAAACUUGUUUUAAAAUUUGUGUGCUUCUGUGCUCAAAACUGCUGCAGGGAUGGCAUGGUUUUUAUUUGAACAAGGGUGAUGAUAACUUCCAGGUUGGCCAGCAAAAAUAUAUCACCGCAUUUUUACAUAAAUAUGGAUCCAUGUGCACUUAAACUUUUAUGUAUUUCCGCAAUUCCUGCCAUAUAAUAAACAUGGUGUAGUUUUUUUUAGUAUUAAUAAUUUAAUUGCCUAUAGUGGCAGGGUUUUUUAAGAUUCCAUACAAAACCUGAUCACAUGUUUUGUCGUCCUUGAGCACAGGCUUGUAGUCACUGCGCUAUAAAUCCCACAAAACUUAAGGACUUCUCACUUCAGUCAACUUCAUUGGCUAAAUGAAUGUUGGGAUGGAUAUGGCAGAUGUCUAACUAACCCUUUCGUGUCCCUGACGCACUGCUUUGGUGGCGAUGCUUUGCACUGGAGGUGUCCAGCAUCAUUCAUCUGUUCAGUCAUAUCGUGCUGUAACCUGCCAACAUCUACGAGCCUUCCAUGGAUAGAUCCACACUUACCCAACAGGUGGAGAGCGUUGAGCGUAAUGUAGCAUUUUUGCAGCAGGAACACCAGAUCCUCCUGAGCGGUCUACGGCUAGAGAUCCGCAACCUGAAGAAACGAUGCAAUGAGCUGAGUUGUGAACUAAGUGAAAGACCACCAGUAAGAAACCGAGAAGGUGAGUAUCAGAUAUCACAAGAUUCCAGUCAUUUCCACAUGUUCCCUCAACUACAUGUUUUUACAGAUAUCGAACUGGAGGAAGAGCUUCUGCAGGCACAAUUACUGGAGACCGAGCAGCAUUUGGCUGAGCAGGAAAGCACACUGGUGGAGCUGCGGGCGGAGCUACGGAAAAAGGGGGCACUUGCGAGCGCAAUGCAGGUUCGACUUCGAGAUGAAGAGCGGCGAUUCCUGGAGGAGCUAAAACGACGCAGUCAUAAGAUUACAACGCUGAGUCGUGACCUCCGCAAGCAGACUGAUCUGGCUGCUCAGCUCUCCUUCCAACUGCAUUCAGCACACUUUCGACUGUAUCACCAGACAGAAGACUACGAGGAAGAGGAUGAAGAAGAAGAGGAUGAAGGAGGCACCAUGCAGGAGUCAGAAUGGACUGCAAAUUCUCCAUGGACAUCUCCAGUAACGGCGGAAAGUCCACGUCAAACCCGAGCUUCAGGAAAGGUGCGGAGAUCAGAAAGAGUGAGGGAAUGCGUGCCCCGCGAAAGGGUGCUGGGGCCUGAAGAGGCGCGCCCUAUGCCCGACCCCGCCCUUUUCCUUUAUCCUUUCAGACAUAGGCUGCUCCCCUUGCACAGGUCACUUGGAGGUCACUGGAGAGAAGGUAGCCUUUCAAGGAUGCCAGAAGCUCGAAUAGGUAGAUUCAGAGACCGACCACUGAGGGAGGACAUUGGACCAGAGACAACUGAGUUAUAGAGGGCAACAGUGCCCUUUAUUAAAUGGCCUUGGUUCUGGGGGGAUUUUUCCUAUUCAUUUUUCCUAUACAGUUUUUUUUAAAGGUGCUGUAUGCAAUUUUUUUUCACUGUACUAAAGCAUAAAAAUACCAUAAUAGGUUUGCAGGCAUGUAGGAAACAUGCUAAGUUCACAUACUUGCUACAGCCAGUUAUUCUGCUUUGAAAUGUUUGUUCCGUGUCGGAAUGUCUGUUUUUGUUUUGGUCUGUGUGUGAUUCCACCCACUGCCAAUUUACCCAAUAGUAUUUCGACACACCAGGUUGCCAGUUAGCGGAAAACUUAGCAGUAUUGCAGCCAUGGAAGCGAGCAAACAAACUGGGUCAGAGAUUGCAGAUUCUACCCGACCUAAAAAGCCUUGGCAUCCAUUUAAAAACCUCUAUGAGCAGAGGCUUAUUAAAACAUGGAUAAGUCAACUCAUCAACUUAUAGUGUAAAGCCCCGUUUACACCAAGAACGAUAACUAUAAAGAUAAUGAUAUUAGCGGACGCUAAUCGUCAGUUUAUCCUAAGCACACGUGUCUGCCGCUUUAAAUUCUUGAGCAUGUGAUAGUAGGAUUGAUUCUGAUUGGGUGUCAAUGAUUUUAUCGUUCAUCAGCUGAAAAAAGUCGUUCUGGAAGUGAUUCCAACGAUAUCGUUUUUCUGUGCCUUUAUCGUUAUAGCUGUGGUGUGAACUCUGCUAUUAUUUAAUAUCAAGAACGAUUUUUAGAACUAUAUCUUUAUCGUUAUCUUUAUAGUUAUCGUCCUUGGUGUGAACGGGCCUUAAGGCUCGUUGCCCUCCAUUGUCAAUUGUGCUCAUUCCUGUUGUGUGUCCUCAAUCUGGCAACCUGCAAUAUUUUUAAUUUGGACCGCAGUACCCAUGUCAACUGCUAGCUGUCAAUAUCACAUACUGCACCUUUAAAAAGUCUUUGUUUAAGAGAUAUAAGCCAUAAACCAAACCAACUUUGAAGUGAAUCACAAACAUUACAAACCUUGAUUUUUUUUUUAAGCAAAGAAAGUGUUUGAAACUCAGACAAAAACAAUGAUACAAAAGUGAAAGAAAUGUAUUCUCAUGAGGCAUUACAAAUGUCUUAAUCAAAAUGAAAAAUUAUGUAGAAAACUCACUGCAUCGCUCACAGUACUUCUUGGGAGUGGGCUUGUCGCAAUUCUCUGAUUGGUGGACUCUGAUUCUCUAAAUGUAGACUCAUGGGUAAUGUAGUUUUUCACCAGGAAUAAAAAAACAAAAAAAACAGUUUAAAUGAUGUGGCCUGGUGGCUUCAACAAAAACAUAUACCAUCAAUUAGCAACCUCAUAGCUCAAAGUAGGUAUGUCUUUAAAAGUUUAUAUGUUAUUGUUGAAAAUCCAUUUCCCUAUGGAGAAAGUGAAUGGGAUUUUGACUUCCAGAACCUGAAUGUUGCAUUCUAGAAAACAUCCUGGCUUGAAUGAUUCAAAGAUGUAAGGAAAGUUACAGAGCACCUGAAACCUACAUUGUGAUGUCCCUUUUUGAAAUGUGUCUUCUUUGUUGAAUUCAGAGCACUCUAUAAAUGAGUUUUCACUUUCCAUGCAGUCAUCAUUUGUGUCAAUGAAGUGAAUUAUUCAGGUCACAUUAGACACACUUUAGAAGAACAGGGAGGGCAGAUGCAGGUAAACAGGUGUAUUAUAUUGCUUUUGUGUUUUUGGUCUUUCUGUCUCUAUUGGAAAAGAGCUUUAUGAUGUAUUGAAUAUAUAUGAAGUGAAACAUUAUUUAUUAAAUACUACAAAAAUUG